AUUUCAACGUUGCUGCAAUUUUGCAAUCUUGCAACGUAACAUUUCUGCAAUCUUUCCGUGCUGUGUAGGUAGUACACUCCGCUAUACAUCUUUCGCGCGACCCUGCAGACACGAGUUAGAAAAUCACCUACACUUUACGGGAUACAAAAGUAUCGCGAUGUUAUUUCGAAUUGAAAUAUUUCGUAAUCGCGUGACGCGCGUAGAGAGCACAGCGUGAAAAGCUAGCGAUAAAAGAGAAAGAUGCCGCGACAGUUAUCUCGCCAAGUCUCACGUCGCGGUCGAUGCACUCAAUUAAUCGAUCGCGAUGCGACGGAGACUGAUACUUGGUAGAUUCGUCUUGCAUGGUCGUUCGCUAGCUUUUCGUCCUAACCUCUCAAAAAUCUCCGCGUGUUGUACUACAAGCUCGAGUCGCGCUAUGAACGCAACGGAGACGAGAUUUCUGUCGGAGUCGAGAGUCGAUCUGCGGGAUAUCUUUCGUUCGGCCGUGAAGGCGGUGUCGCCGAGCGAGAUGAUAAGGAGGAGGGUGAAGCUCCGCGGCGACGCACUGCACGUCGACGAGAGGAGCUUUCCGCUCAAGGGCGACGUUUAUCUCGUCGGGUUCGGUAAGGCGGUCAUGGGAAUGGCCGUGGAGCUCGAGCGGGUGCUCGGUGGCGCCUUGAAGAGAGGCAUCGUCAGCGUCCCGAGCGUCCCGGGCUCCGCCGGGUUACGCGGCAGCCGAAUAGAGUGUCGCGAGGGCGGCGUCGACAACCAGCCCGACAGCAGAUCGCUCGACACCACGCACGACAUUGUCGACCUGGUCGAGGGAUUGACCGAGACGGACACUCUCGUGGUGCUGGUGUCGGGCGGAGGCUCCGCGUUGCUGUACAUGCCGAGGCCCGUCCUGGACUGGGAGGACAAGCUGGAGCUCUGUAGGAAGCUGCAAAAUGCAGGCGCCGACAUCGCCGAGCUCAACACCGUCAGGCAGAAGCUGUCCCUGGUGAAGGGCGGCGGUCUGGCGCGCAUGGCCUAUCCCGCGUCUGUCGUCGCGCUGAUACUGUCCGACAUCGUCGGCGAUCCUGUAGACUUGAUCGCCAGCGGGCCUACCGUUUACAGUCCAAGAUCACCGGAGAAGGUGAUCGCUAUAUUAAACAAGUACAACUUGUAUCGGUCGCUCGAGGGUGAUUUAAAGGCGGUCGUAAUGUCCAGGGAAACGUUUAACGACAGACCGCUGUUAAAUCCUGCCAAACAGUUCAAACACGUGGCGAACAUAAUUCUAGGGAACAAUACGGCGGCUCUUGAAGCCGCGAGCCUCGAAGCCUCGCGCAAAAAGUUGACUCCAAUAGUAUUGAGAAGCGACGUUACGGGAAAUGUGCAGGACGUUAGCGCGGCAUACGUUCACGUGACAAGUCUGAUAUGUCUGGUCCUGCUCAAUGACCUGGGGAGAGAAGAAUUCUACGACCGAGUACGAGCUACGCCGAUACUGCCGUUAUCUAUUGCCAAAGUCGACGAGAUCUUUCGUUGCGCCAGCAAUCUCGGUGGUAUAGUUUUAAUCGGAGGCGGAGAACCCACGGUUGUGGUGACGGGCUCGGGGAAAGGCGGUAGAAACCAGGAGUUGGCUUUGCGCUUUUCCUUGGAUUGGCUGGCGAAGAUUAAAAGUGACCCGCGACUUGCCGAGUACGAUGUAAUAAUGCUCAGCGCAGGCACCGACGGUCAGGACGGUCCUACUGACGCGGCAGGUGCAUUUGGUUACCCUGCCAUUGCGCCUGUAAUGCAUGAUCUUUACGCAAAAGUUCAAUCUAUGGCUACUGAGGAAAAUGCACGGACAUGGAACUCCCGCGAACGACAAAUGAGUGGACUUGUAACACAGUCCAGUGUUGAAUCAGAGGGAGAUCGUACUGCCAAAGAGUCACCUCGAGAUCAUGUUGAACAUAUUGAUAAUUUAGUAUUAAAGACAAUGGAAGUGGAACGCAUGUUACCCGAGAAUGUUUUAAAAGAAAGCGAUACGUACAAUUUUUAUUCACGCUUCAGAAAGGGAGCGGAUUUAGUUAAGACAGGAAGUACUGGCACCAACGUUAUGGAUUUACAUUUUAUUUAUAUAAAAAAACGCCCGUGCAAGUGCGAGAUCGAUUCCUCUGACAAACCGACAUACGAAGAAGAUAUCUUGGACGUACACAAUUUGCACAUUGACGCGAUGACCAUUGAAAAGUACGAGGCUGCACGUGCUCCCUCAAAGCUUGACAAAGACGCGCUUUUACAAACUUCGCCUUUAAUUACUGAAGCUAAAGAGAAAAAACCGUUUUUUAAUAUAAAAAUCAUUGAUGAAAAUUUCACAGACCCGUGUUGUAAUAAAAAGCAUAAACCUGAUUAAUUACAAAAUACAUAAAGAAUGCAUUUAUGAGAAAUCCUACACACUAUUACACGUUGUACGAAACAAAUUUAUUCCUUUGAAAGAAAUUAAGUAACUCACAUUGUAAAUACUAAAAAUUUUCUAUAUACAUGUACAGGGAAUAUCUCAAUUAUCAAAGGCUCAAAAAUAAAUUUCUUAACCCAACAUGCUCAUUACGCUUCAAGAUAUAUGACAAUAUAUAUUCUCUUUACAUACAUAGAGAUAUCUACAGAGAUCGUACAAUAUAUAUUUUUAUAUGUG
Messenger RNA from Vollenhovia emeryi, 2626 nucleotides. RefSeq names its product glycerate kinase-like. Gene Ontology annotation, molecular function: glycerate kinase activity. The transcript is spliced from 2 exons. Bases 305 to 2347 code for a protein of 680 amino acids. Gene Ontology annotation, cellular component: cytoplasm. The record is from RefSeq and is a predicted model, not a curated record. Gene Ontology annotation, biological process: protein phosphorylation. Lineage: Eukaryota; Metazoa; Arthropoda; Insecta; Hymenoptera; Formicidae.